AUGAAGAGCUUAAAGACAAAUAACUCACAGGAAAGAGUUCCUAGUGAGGAUGGUUUCGGAAUUGAUAUCCUUGGUUUAAAUUCAAAAAGAUCACCUAAAAUUACUUCUAAAUUAACUAAGAAAAGGGCUAAACCUCAAAAAGGUCUCUCAGAAAUACAUAAAACUUACGAGAUUGGAGAAACUAUAGGGUUUGGGACUUAUUCUCUAGUAAAACUUGCAACCAACAAGAAAACUGGAGAGAAAGUUGCCAUCAAGAUCUGAAGAAGAGAGAACUCAAGAGAAAUGGCUAAGAAAGAGUUUGAAAUUCUGAAAUCCUUGAGACAGAGUACUAUAAUACAACCCAAGGAUUUCAUUGAAAACGAAGCUGAAAAUGAGUCCUACCUUAUUCUUGAAUAUUUUGAAGGCAUGACACUUGACAGAUAUGUUAAAGAACAUGGUCCUCUUGAGGAAAAAGAUACUGAAAAGGUAGCAACAGCUCUGGCUGAGUGUAUAUCCUAUCUUCAUUCAAACGGGAUCGCUCAUAGAGACCUCAAGCCAGAAAAUGUACUUAUCAAUGAAGAUAAAGAAAUCAAGCUAAUUGAUUUUAAUAUCUCCAAGAAGGGAAGAAAGAAACUGGUGGAAACAAAGAGAGUGACAAAAUUUUCAAAGAUAUUCUAUACCCAAAUAUCAUCUCCUCUAUACGCAGCCCCUGAGAUCAGAAGCAAGAAGCUCUACACAGAAAGCAUUGAUAUCUGGGGGUUUGGAGUUAUCAUAUUUACUUGUCUAUUUGGCAGAAUAGAAGACUUCGCAGAGUUAUACAAUUCAGCAAAAUCUUUCAAAAGAAUCGAAGAUUAUAUAAUUUCAGAAGAAAUAUCAAGCUUAUCCUUACAAAGACUGCUCAUUGACUGUCUUAAUGAAGACCAGGACCUGAGACCAACUGCAGCUGAGCUUUCAGCUUACUUAAACUAA
Messenger RNA from Moneuplotes crassus, 948 nucleotides. The record is from the annotation of a GenBank genome assembly. NCBI's taxonomy places the organism in Eukaryota, Ciliophora, Spirotrichea, Euplotida, Euplotidae.